Acipenser ruthenus (sterlet) is the source of this 2859-nucleotide messenger RNA. Its product is annotated as alpha-1,3-mannosyl-glycoprotein 4-beta-N-acetylglucosaminyltransferase B. The coding region runs from base 415 to 2055 and encodes 546 amino acids. Gene Ontology annotation, molecular function: acetylglucosaminyltransferase activity. NCBI's taxonomy places the organism in Eukaryota, Metazoa, Chordata, Actinopteri, Acipenseriformes, Acipenseridae. The record is from RefSeq and is a predicted model, not a curated record. Gene Ontology annotation, biological process: protein N-linked glycosylation. The transcript has 15 exons. Gene Ontology annotation, cellular component: Golgi stack; endoplasmic reticulum-Golgi intermediate compartment; endoplasmic reticulum.
UUAAUUACAAUUUCGACAAUAAUAUUUGGAUAUAAUGUCCUACACACAAGUGUAAAAACGUCUGCACACAAAACUAAUUAAAGUGCAAAUAUUGACAGGAAAUAAAAAAAUACAGGACAGUACCCUGAAGAUAAUGAUGCCAUCUGUAUCCGUUCCGCAGCAGAGGAAACUGUAUUUUAACAAAAGGAGAUUUUCUCUUUAAGGUCCUCCUCACACCGCCCACGUGAAACAAACCUUCUCAACUCUCCUCCCCAAUCUCCCUGCGCCCACGGUGCUGUGUGCAUGAUCUGAGAGUGGAAAAAUAAUCCUUGCUAGUACACCGCCUUCUGAAUUCUCCCUCUCCUGGCGGAAAGCAACCGAGCAGAGCAACCGCUACCCCGCUUUCGGUUCGGACAUGGUCCCCGGGAUCCGGAGAUGAGGCUCCGAAAUGGCACCUUCCUGACUGUCUUCUUGUUCUGUCUUUGCGGCUUCAUCUCGAUUUCCUGGUACACUGCAUUCAGCAACCCGAAAGGUGAUGUGGUGGACAUCUACCAGCGGGAGUUCUUGGCACUGAGGGACCGGCUCCACACUGCGGAGCAGGAGAACGUGAAGCGAUCCAAGGAGCUCAACCUGGUCCUGGAUGAGAUCAAGAGGGCUAUUGCUGAGAAGCAGGCACUGAGGGACAUCAACCACACCUGGAGCAGCUUGUCAGAUGAAACCAAGCUGAAGCUGUGGAACGUCACCAAUAAGAAUGUGCUUCAGCUGCCCACCAUCUUCCACCACCUCCCCCACCUGCUGGCAAAGGAGAACAGCCUGCAGCCGGCCGUGCACGUGGGCCAGGGGAGGACAGGAGUGUCGAUAGUGAUGGGAAUCCCCAGUGUGAAGAGGGAGGUCCACACCUACCUGACAGACACCCUCAACUCACUGAUGUCGGAGCUCACUGUCGCCGAGAAGGAGGACUGUGUCAUUGUGGUGUUUAUCGCUGAGACAGAUCAGCAAUAUGCAAACAGUGUGGCAGACAACUUGAAACACCUGUUUCCUAUUGAGAUCCAGUCUGGCCUCCUGGAGAUCAUCUCCCCCUCUGUGAACUUCUACCCUGACUUUUCUCGACUGAAGGAGUCGUUCGGAGACCCCAAGGAGAGAGUCAGAUGGAGGACGAAACAGAAUCUUGACUACUGUUUUCUAAUGAUGUAUGCCCAGUCCAAGGGGACAUACUACGUGCAGCUGGAAGAUGACAUUGUGGCUCGACCCAACUACUUCACCACCAUGAAAAACUUUGCGCUGCAGCAGCCCUCCGAGGAGUGGAUGAUCCUGGAGUUCUCCCAGCUCGGCUUCAUAGGGAAGAUGUUCAAGUCCCUCGACCUAUCUCUCAUAGUGGAGUUCAUGCUGAUGUUCUACAAGGACAAACCCAUUGACUGGCUGCUGGACCACAUCCUGUGGGUCAAAGUGUGCAACCCAGAGAAGGAUGCAAAACACUGCGACAGGCAGAAGGCAAACCUUCGAAUCCGGUUCAAGCCAUCCCUGUUCCAGCACGUGGGGACACACUCCUCCCUCGCCGGCAAAAUCCAGAAGCUGAAGGACAAGGACUUUGGGAAGCAGACUCUCCACAAGGGUCACGCCAACCCUCCUGCUGAGGUGACCACCAGCCUUAAGACUUACCAGCACUUCACCUUGGAGAAGGCUUACCUGGGGGAGGACUUCUUCUGGGCCUUCACUCCCGUGGCAGGCGACUUCAUCCGCAUCCGCUUCUUCCAGCCUGUCCGCAUAGAGAAGUACUUCUUCCGCAGUGGAAACAUUGAGCACCCCGGGGACAAGCUGUUCAACACUACAGUCGAGGUCCUUCCUUUCGAUAAUAUCCAGUCUGAUAAAGAAACUUUGAAGGAGGGGAGAGAGAAAGCCCCCAAGUACCAGCGAACAGAAGAUGGGUUCAUCCGAAUUGGCACUUUCUUGAAUGGCAUUGCGGAGGGUGAGGUUGACCCCACCUUUGGACCCUUGGAGGCCAUCCGUCUGUCUGUCCUGACGGACUCGCCCGUCUGGGUUACCCUCAGUGAGGUAUUCAUUAAGAAGGCAGAGUGACCUCCAGCUGCAAUACCUCUGGAAAUCUUUGACCGUUCCAUGGGGGACGGAAGCCUUUGUUGUCACAACAUUACAAUCGACAGUACUUUGUUUCUUUAGCAUGUGCUGAGUGCGCCACCUGCUGACCCAAAGUUGGUAGAGCAGGAUUGUUGUCACUGUAAUCAGUGAGGACCUACCUGACUUGUAAACAAAGACAUAACGAAGAAGUGGGACCGAUUUCAAAUAGCUGUAUUUUAUAAACUGUAAUUAUGUGUAUAUAAAUGUAUGUUGAGAAUAAAGGAAACUUGUAAUUACACUGGUGAUAACAAUGGGCUAGCUGGAUAGCCCAGACUAUUAAAAAAAAUUAAAUAAGAAUGCUGCUUGGGGAUGGAAGACUUGGUUCAAAAUACAGUAAUGUAAUAAUGUAAAGGUUACCCACUGACUUACAAACUGACUGCAUCACCUUUAAUGAUCAAACCUUUACCAGUUACAAUAUUUUAAACCAAUCAAAACAUGAUGUUGUCCUUUUGCCAAAUUAUAAUUUAGUUUUGUAUUAUUAUUUUAAAUACACAACAUAUAAAAAAAGCCUUUUCAAAUCAACUCUCUCACUGCCAGAUAGCAUUAUAUUGUGACAUGGUGACUAUUAUUAUUAUUAUUAUACAAGGUCUAGAUGUAACAGUUAUAUAAAGGCACAUUCAUUUUAUGGAUCUGGUUUGCUGUAAAGUGAAUAAAUGUACAUUUCUGUUACUGCAGUGUAAAUCUAGUAACUAAGUGUUGAAAACCAGCCCUACGUUUAAAAUAAUAUUAAAAAAAAAAAAAAAACAA